GGAAGGCAGGGCAGCAGUCUGCUGAUCACUCCACAGCAGGCCAGCCUAAUCAGAAGGCAGAGCCAGGGUAGAGUUUAAUCCCUGUUCAGGCAUAUUCACCAGGGCUGUACUCUACGUCCUUCCAUGGCCCUGACGAAGAAACUUCAGUGUUUCUGGACCCUAGGCCUAUGUUUGGUAGUCAGCAAACUUUCCAAACUGGUCAAAGUUCCCUAUGUGCCAACUAUCUACGACCCGGGAUUUAUACACGAGUGUGUCGACCUCCAUAACGAAAUGCGAGGCAAGGUGACGCCCUCAGCAGCCAAUAUGCAAUACCUGCAUUGGGACAAGGACUUAGCACGAUUGGCCAAAUCAUGGACUAGGAAGUGCAAAUAUUCACAUAAUCCCUGUACUGCAAAGCGAUAUAGCUGCACUGUGGAUUUUGACUUUAUUGGAGAAAAUAUGUAUUUAGGGCCAAUAAACAGUACACCAAAGGAAGUUAUUUCUCUUUGGUAUAGUGAAAGAAAAUAUUAUAAUUUUGAGAAUAUGACCUGUUCGAAAAUUUGUGGCAAUUAUACACAGGUAGUUUGGGCCAAUACAUUUAAAGUUGGAUGUGCAGUUUCAAAUUGUCCUAAUCUCUUGGGAAGAUCAGCUGCACUAUUUGUGUGUAAUUAUGCACCAGCAGGAAAUGAAAAGAACACCAAUCCUUACGUAAAAGGGGAAUUCUGCUCCAUGUGUAAAGCGGAAGACUGCGUCAGUAAUCUCUGCCUUCACGUGACUGAGAGAGCAACUCAGCACAGAGCCGGUCAUCUUCUCAUGCUAGGUUUUAUUCUUCAUAGACUACUUUAAUUGUUAUUUCUAGUCAGAAGAAAUUUCUAAAUACUACAAUAAAGACUAUUUUCUGA
This is a messenger RNA of Microtus ochrogaster (prairie vole), 881 nucleotides long. RefSeq names its product GLIPR1 like 1 (gene Glipr1l1). Lineage: Eukaryota; Metazoa; Chordata; Mammalia; Rodentia; Cricetidae. The record is from RefSeq and is a predicted model, not a curated record.